Molecule: messenger RNA, 871 nt
Organism: Daucus carota subsp. sativus
Lineage: Eukaryota; Viridiplantae; Streptophyta; Magnoliopsida; Apiales; Apiaceae
Product: probable transcription factor PosF21
Exons: 3
Coding region: 2-871 (289 amino acids)
Biological process (GO): regulation of DNA-templated transcription
Cellular component (GO): nucleus
Molecular function (GO): DNA-binding transcription factor activity
Source: RefSeq, a predicted model, not a curated record
UAUGGAUGAUAAAAUGAGCACUCAUCUCAGAUCUCCCUUGAAGGCCUUCCACCAUCAGAGGGGUUUUUCUGAUGUCACGACCUUCCAGUUUCCCUGUAGCAUCAUCCAUCGGCCAACGAUUAAGUUAGGAGGAGGAGACUCGUGCCCUGAUAUUGUACAGCUAGACCAAGAGAUCAAUACUACCCAUAUUAAUAAUAAUGAAUUCAUGUCAUCAAGUAUCAAGGAUAAUGAUCUUGACUACGAUGCUUUCUUUUCCAAAUUCAUUGACGUUGAUAAUAAUGAUCAGGAGGAAAAAUGCAGUGUGAUUAACAAUUUAUGUGGUGAUGAUGCGAGUCAGGUUAAGCAGAUUGAUGUCAACUUCAAUUAUAAUCAACGUGACGGGAUUAAUUGGGUUAAUACACCAGAUGGUGAUGGUGAUGGUGAUGAGGAUAAGGAGGAGGAGCAGCAGCUUGACAGGAGGAAACGAUUCGAGAGCCCCGACGGCCCAGCCCCCUCGCCCCAGCAUUACCCCAAUUUAUCUGUAGCAGCUGGCAGCAACAUUCAGACCUCUGUGGAGGCAAAGAGGGCAGUGUCUGCUGCUAAAUUGGCUGAGCUUUGGAUUGUGGAUCCAAAGCGUGCUCGUAGAAUAAUGGCCAAUCGUCAGUCGGCUGCUCGUUCCAAGGAGAGAAAGGCUCGCUACAUAUCAGAACUGGAGAGGAAGGUUAAGUCCCUUCAAACUGAGGCCAAGGCUCUUGCUACCCAACUUAACAUAUACAAGGAAGAUGCGGUACACCUGGCUGCUGAAAACAAAGAGCUCAAGUUGCGGCUGCAAACAAUGGAGCAUCAAGCUCACUUACAAGACGGUAAUUUCUCAUCAAAUUAUAAACCAUAA